Molecule: messenger RNA, 675 nt
Organism: Danaus chrysippus (African queen)
Lineage: Eukaryota; Metazoa; Arthropoda; Insecta; Lepidoptera; Nymphalidae
Source: the annotation of a GenBank genome assembly
AUGGAUUGCGGUCCAUACGGAUUCGUUUGCGAGAGCGCGACUAAAUUAAGAUUGUGUGACGGUCGAAAUCUAUUCGGACCUGGCUUCAUCUGUCCAGCGAACACGAUAUGUAACGAGGAAUCUGACGAUGUUUGUGAGAAUACUAUGAACUACGUAGAUUCGCCUUUAACACGAACAAUUCGAUGCCAUCGAAGCGAAAGAAUCGCUGAUCCCAGCGUACCAGACUGCAAGGGCUACAUCCUUUGCAUUCCAAACAAAAAUCGCUUCCAGGGGAUAAAGUUUAAAUGUUCUGGUAACACCGUUUUCAGUGGAUACACCCGUACUUGUACUACAGCUGACAGAUACAAAUGUCCAAUUCACAGUACGACAAAGACGCCACCUCAGAUUUAUAACAACGGGCAUAGGGAGGGUGAAACCAGUGUCGGUUCUUAUGGACAACCGCAAGUGGACGGUCAUAGGGCAAUUGAUUGUAAAAGUUAUAAAUUUACACUUACACAAGACACUCAGCCGGUGAAAGUUACUUAUUUUUGCCCUUCAAGACCCGCUAACGGAGAAUCGUCCAUAAGAUGUACCGUUUUCUCAAACCAUUUCUGCAUCACAUUGGAAAGAGAUCACGAAGACCAAUUCAUUGAGAACUCCGGUGUAGCAUAUCGAAAACCUCGUACAAACGUUUAA